GAAGAGCAUAAACGUGUCUCCGUCCUGUUUUCUGCAUACGUGCAUAGUGUCCAACGAUGGGAAAACAAAUCCAGUGUGAGCGGAGAGGGAUUUAAAGGGCAAUCCAGACCACCGGAGGAGAGAGAGUGAGAGAGAGCCAAUGCUGAACUUGUAUGAGUACGGUGACAUCCAGAACUUUUUCUAGAAUGUCCAGCAAGAUCGUGUCAACCGACAACACUUCAGUUGUCAUCCAAAUAAAUCCAAAGGUGGCACAAGACAGUGUUAUUUCUGAUGAUGGGCAAGUUGAAAGAGUAUCACAUUGCAAUACUGUUCUUAAAGGAUUCCUCAAAGUACAACCAAAGGCAUUGGGGACUGUCCAGAUUAUGACCGGCAUGCUUGGCAUCUUAUUUGGUAUUGUUGGCAACAUCAACAACUACUAUUUCCUUGGUAUAACAAUAUAUAGUGGCAUAUUCUACUGGGGAUCCAUCAUUUACAUCAGUGCCGGCUCUUUGUCUGUUGCAGCAGCGAAUAAACUUAAUCCAUGCGUGAGACCCUGAUUCACAGUGAGGAGAUUUUACAGUCCAAAUGUUGCGAAGAAUUAAUUUCUUAUACUGUAGCUUGUGACGGCUAAAUAUUUUUUUCUUUAAGUAUUUUCUGUUGUUAGGGGCAUCUGAAUUGUUUAGAUUUUUAUGUUAUGACUAUUGGUAAACUGAAAAAUGUCUAUGUGAGAUUUGAGAUUUUUAAAUAUGGAGAAAAAGGAUAUGCUUCUAUCCAAUACGCUUUGUUUAAGCCCCAACUGUAUGUCAUUUAUUUUUAUUCUCAAAUGUCUGGCAUGGACCAAAGGUUGCAUUCUUUGAAAAAGACUCUAAAUGAGCUGAGUAUAUCCUGUAUGUUUAUUUUGUGUCUGAUAUCCAAAUGAGUCUUCUGAAGUUCUUCAUUUUUAGAAUGAAUCCACAACACAAAAUAAAUUAAAAAUGGCUAAUGAAUGUGAUCAACCUAGGAUCUGAAAUAUUUCCUACAAUUUUCUUUUUCUUUUUUUUAUGCAGUGGACAUUGCAGAUGUCUAACUUUGUCAAAAUACAUAAUUUUAAAACAAUGGAAAUGCGUAUAUUAUUGUGUUUAAGUACAAAUAUUAUUUUAAGGUUAAUGAUGGACAAAAACACAAAACAAAAA
This is a messenger RNA of Xyrauchen texanus (razorback sucker), 1151 nucleotides long. RefSeq names its product membrane-spanning 4-domains subfamily A member 4A-like. Gene Ontology annotation, cellular component: membrane. The transcript is spliced from 6 exons. Lineage: Eukaryota; Metazoa; Chordata; Actinopteri; Cypriniformes; Catostomidae. The record is from RefSeq and is a predicted model, not a curated record. The coding region runs from base 153 to 536 and encodes 127 amino acids.